This is a messenger RNA of Pelobates cultripes (western spadefoot toad), 529 nucleotides long. NCBI's taxonomy places the organism in Eukaryota, Metazoa, Chordata, Amphibia, Anura, Pelobatidae. The record is from the annotation of a GenBank genome assembly.
AUGGUAUCAGAGGCCCAGUGUGCACCGGAGGCAUCGGAUGCCUCGCAGGAGGAUGAAGACCCUCUUAAUUCUCCCCAAUCAGAGGAUGCAUCCCACACAUCUGGGUCAGAUGAAGAUAAAGCACCCUCAACGAAAGGAGACAUCAAGAGGCUCAUUAUUGACCUUCGGAAGGUCUGGAAAGAUGAUCUCCAUGUUGUCCAGGCCUGAAAUCGGUGUGGUCCACCAGAAGGUAAGUGAGAUGGAGGGGCAAGAGACCUCCAGAGCCAAAUACCUUCAGGAUACAGAUGGCAAGCUAGAAAGUCUUACCUCAUAAUUUAAACACUUAAGCCAGACGAUGACCACGCUAGAGAUGCACCGCAGGCGUAUAAACCUGCACUUCCUGCAGAUUUUGGGCCUGUCGACUUACCUACAGGCAGCUGCUUCAGUGCCAACAAGGAGGGACCAGGAAUACGAGGACAGUAACAUUCACAAGUUCACCAACAAGCUUAAGAACACCACCAAGAAACUGCAAAUUCUGACCAAAGACUAG